AUGUACAACAAGUUAAACUUUCUCGUUUGGGGUUUUGUGCUACUAUACUCGAUCGAUGAGAUUUCAUCAAAAUUUGAGUUUACAAACCUCAAGUGCACCUCUUUGGAUAGCAAGUUUGCCGAUUUCGAAUACUGCCAUCUGAGGUCGGUCAAUCGUACCUACAAGUAUAUGUCCGUGAAGGUCAAUCUAUUUAAAACUCCCAUCACCAAAAUCAAGGUAAAUGGAGCCCUGUUCAAGCGAUUCAGCGGCUACAGACCGUUCAUGUACAAUGUGACCGUAGAUGCCUGCAGAUUCCUGAGCAACACAGAGUCCAACCCCGUCGCCGGAUACUUAUAUAAUUUCUUUAAUAAGUUCUCCAAUAUGAACCAUACAUGCCCCUACGAUCACGAUAUUCAGGUCGAAAAGCUUCCCAUCGAGUUUGUUAAUUACCAGGCUACAAAAGUUCUACCUUUUCCAGAAGGGGAUUAUCUGUUAGAACUGCAUUAGUAUGCCUACGACAUCAACCGAGCUGUGGUGAAAGUCUAUGGCACCCUUUCUUGAAUGAAAUAUUUGAUUAGUGGAAAAAUACAUAAACUCUACGU
Drosophila miranda is the source of this 581-nucleotide messenger RNA. RefSeq lists its product as uncharacterized. The record is from RefSeq and is a predicted model, not a curated record. NCBI's taxonomy places the organism in Eukaryota, Metazoa, Arthropoda, Insecta, Diptera, Drosophilidae. The transcript is spliced from 4 exons.